This is a messenger RNA of Parasteatoda tepidariorum (common house spider), 417 nucleotides long. It is a transcript of the gene Pgm1, whose product is annotated as phosphoglucose mutase 1. Gene Ontology annotation, molecular function: phosphoglucomutase activity; magnesium ion binding. The record is from RefSeq and is a predicted model, not a curated record. Gene Ontology annotation, cellular component: cytosol. Gene Ontology annotation, biological process: carbohydrate metabolic process. Lineage: Eukaryota; Metazoa; Arthropoda; Arachnida; Araneae; Theridiidae.
GUAACAUGAUUUUGGGUAAAAAAGCAUUCUUUGUUUGCCCCUCAGACUCUCUGGCAGUUUUAGCUAAUAAUUUAGAAUGCAUUCCAUAUUUUAAAAAGACUGGUGUCAAAGGUUAUGCAAGGAGCAUGCCUACUGCUGGAGCUGUUGAUAGGGUUGCUGAAGUUACCGGCAAAAAGAGUUAUGAAACACCAACUGGCUGGAAAUAUUUUGGCAAUUUAAUGGAUGCUGGAUUGCUUUCACUUUGUGGGGAAGAAAGUUUUGGCACUGGAUCUGAUCAUAUUAGAGAGAAAGAUGGAAUUUGGGCUGUUUUAGCAUGGCUUUCUGUCAUUGCUAACACAAAUCUGAGUGUUGAAGAUCUUCUGACACAGCAUUGGGUUAAAUUUGGAAGAAAUUUUUUCACUAGGUAAAAAUGAUUUU